Messenger RNA from Triticum dicoccoides, 1501 nucleotides. RefSeq names its product F-box/LRR-repeat/kelch-repeat protein At2g27520-like. The coding region runs from base 193 to 1338 and encodes 381 amino acids. The transcript is spliced from 2 exons. Gene Ontology annotation, molecular function: protein binding. The record is from RefSeq and is a predicted model, not a curated record. Lineage: Eukaryota; Viridiplantae; Streptophyta; Magnoliopsida; Poales; Poaceae.
CAGAGCGUGCCGCCCAUCCUUUCCUCCACCUCCUCCUUUACUGCGCUGCGCACGACAGACGAGACACCAGCAUUGCCAAGGCUCCUUCUUCCCCAGCUUCGCCAACAGCGCCUUCUUCCCCGCUUUCAGAUCGCCGCCGACGAUCGUCCGGCCGGCCGUCCUCCGGAGUCUGCCCCAAGAGGAGCAGCCAGCAUGCCGGACACCAUGCCGGAGGACCUGCCGGAGUGGCUCGUCGUCGACGAGAUCCUGGUCCGGCUGCCGCCCAAGGACGUGCUCCGCUGCCGCGCCGUCCGCAAGCCGUGGCGCGCCGCCACUUCCACCGACAGCUUCAUCCUCGACAACCACCGCCGCCAGCCGUCGCUCCCCAUCAUCGAACAACACGGCGAGGGCAUCUCCUGCCUCGCCGCCGCCGGAGAUCACAAGAUACGGCCCGUCCUCCGGUACAGUCCCGAUCCAGUUUCCAGCAUCGCCGCCUGCGAUGGCCUCCUCAUCCUGUCGCAUCAGUCCGGCUUCUACAUCUGCAACCCGGCCACCCGCAAGUGCGCUCCCCUGCCGCCUCCUCCGUCGCGCGCAGGAUGCUGGCCCCCCAACGUCGUCGCCUUCUACCGACACGACGCAUCCCCCCGAGAGUACCGGGUGCUUUGGGUUUUCGCGGCACAGAUGGCGGGGCGCACCACGUACGAGCCGCCUCGUUACUUCGUCCUCCCGGUGGGAUCGGACCAGCCAAGAUGCAUCCAAUGGCCGACAGUUUUACAGAGUUAUCCCGCUUCCUCCGACUUCCCACCAGUCCACCAUCGUGCUGCCCUCCACUGGGCACUGAGCCUCGGCAUAACCGUGUUGGACACCGUAACCGAGACAUUCCGGCAUAUGAGCUACCCAGCAGAGCUGCAGGGCGGCGUUUUUUCACUCUUCGAUCUUGGUGGCGACCUUGCUCUGCGCCACACGUCCGGUGACUGCCUCACUCAGGACAUUUGGGUGCUGCAGGACUAUGACGCCGAGACGUGGGCAUUUCGAUACCGGAUUGACCUGCGGGCGAUGGAGGCGUCGCCGCCGCUUGAUUUGACGGUCAUUUAUUUCGCCCCUAUGAUGGUUGCGAUCAACGAGCGUGAGCUGUUGAUCCAGCAUGGUGGUGACUGCCUGUUGCAUUGUGACAUCGAGGGUGUGUUCUUAGGAUAUGUGGAAAGCCAAGACCAUGAAAGCAGUUUGAAUCGGUUUGCAAAACGUUUGACACUUACUCGGCAUCGCCUCCAGGAGAGCAUGAUUUCGCUUCCGUUGUUUGAGACGCGACAAGAAGAUGCCGUGCACGAGAAGAAGCCUCCGUUCACCAUAGUUCUGUAAGAUGCGGUGCUCCAUCUUACUGCUUUGGACUCCUGGUUUGAUUGAUGUUGUGCCCCUGGACUAUCCUAUCCCAUAUGAGACGUGUCUUUUGUUCUUUGUUGUUACUAUUUCGCACUACUACUAGUAGAACUUAACAAUUUGGACGGAGGAAGUAGCGCUUGUG